Lactuca virosa is the source of this 2163-nucleotide messenger RNA. Lineage: Eukaryota; Viridiplantae; Streptophyta; Magnoliopsida; Asterales; Asteraceae. The record is from the annotation of a GenBank genome assembly.
AUGAAUCCUUGUGUUUUUGUAAUUUUCUCACUUCUCUUGCUACAUGCUGAGACUAUAACUUCCAACCAAUUGGGAGGAGGAGAUGAAAAUGGUAUUAUUAUGAGAAAGUGUUCCGAUAAGGAGAGACGUGCUCUUCUUGAUUUCAAAGCUCACCUCCAAGACCCUGAUGAAAGUCUCUCUACAUGGAGUGCUGAAGAAGAAGAAGAAGAUUGUUGUAAUUGGAGAGGAGUCACUUGCAACAACCAAACAGGUCGUGUCAUCGAGCUAAAUAUUAGAUUCGGUGGCCUUGAAGGUGAGGUUAGCAAUUCUUUGCUUAACUUAAGCUACCUGACUCAUCUUGAUCUUUCAUUCAAUUCUUUUCAUGGAACCAUUCCCACCUUCAUUGGUUCCAUGACUCGUUUAAGGUACCUUCACCUUGGUUGGAAUGAGUUUAAUGAAAUCAUUCCCAUGUCCAUUGGUUCCAUGACUCAUUUAAGGUACCUUAACCUUGGUUGGAAUCAUUUGAAUGGAGCCAUUCCAAGUUUCAUUGGUUCCUUGACAGAACUAACGUUCCUUGACCUGUCAAAUAACUCUCUUUAUGGAACCAUUCCUCAAGAGUUUGGAAACCUCACCCACUUGCAAUACCUUUACCUUGAAGACGUUGGCAGAUGUAGAGUUGAAAACAUAGAGUGGUUGUCCCAUCUUUCUCAUUUGGAGGCACUUGGAAUGGAUGGGAUUUCCCUUGCCAAACAAAAGUAUUGGUUAGAUGUGAUUUUGAGUCUCCGGAAACUAUCAUGGUUAAGUUUAGAUGGAUGUGAGCUGUCACAGGUCAUGUAUCUAUAUUCUUCUUCAUUUCUCAACUCUUCUUCUUCAUCUAUUGUUACCCUUGAUCUCCGAAACAACAAUCUUAACUCGUCCAUAUAUCGUUGGUUGCUCCCAUUGACAAGCAAUAAGCUUCGUUUUCUUUAUCUCAAUGGCAACAUGUUAGAUGGGAUACCCAAAUAUCUUGGUAACCUCUGUAGUUUGGAAACUUUGGUGUUCCAUAACAACUCUGUUGUUGUCAAAUUUCCUGAUUUUCUCAACAACUUGUCGUCUGGAUGCACAUCGCUUACAUUACAAGGGUUGUAUGCUGGACAUAACCGAUUUAUAGGGACACUCUCCAAUGAGAUCCUAACAUUCAAAAAUCUUUCCAUUCUUGAUAUGAGCUCUUGCAGUCUAGGACCACGCUUCCCCAAAUGGAUUCAAAAAAUCAAAAAACUUACCGCUCUUGAUAUUGACUACAAUGGAAUUUUAGACACGAUUCCUCUGGGGUUUUGGGACAUGUGGCCUUCUCAAUUAGUAUAUCUGAAUCUCUCUUCCAACAACCUCAGUGGGAAAGUACAAGAUUUAUCAUCAAAUUUUGGCAACAAUUCUAGGAUAGAUUUGAGUUCCAACAGAUUUUAUGGUUCUAUAACAAAUAUCUCUUCCACUGUGGUAUUACUAAAUCUUUCUAGAAACAAAUUCUAUGGUGGAAUGUCCUUCUUAUGCCAAAUUGUCCAUGGGUUUUUAGCUGUUCUUGACCUCUCCCAUAAUUUUCUAAGUGGACAACUUCCAGACUGUUUGUGGCAUUUCAAAGAACUAGUUGUUCUUAAUCUAGAACACAACAAUCUCUCUGGAAUGCUUCCUCCCUCCAUUGCAUCUUUGAUAAAAUUGGAGGUAUUGUAUUUGUACAAGAACAACUUAUUUGGAGAAUUGCCUUUGUCUUUAAAGAAUUGCACAAGGUUAAGUUUUUUGAAUUUGGUGGCCAACAAGUUUUCUGGUAACGUGCCUGUUUGGAUUGGGGAAAACUUAUCAAGGUUGUAUGUUCUUAUCCUGAAAUCAAACUCAUUCUUUGGAACCAUCCCUUUACAGUUAUGUCAGUUGGCUAAUCUUCAAAUUCUGGAUUUGUCACUGAACAAUCUCCAUGGACCCAUCCCCUCAUGUUUGGAUAAUCUUACAAGCAUGGUUCAAACAGGUUCAUUACCAACACAUAAUGUACAUUCCUAUUCAAUUAAAUUGUUUGUCCGAAGACAUGGUUCUUAUGCUGAACUUGUUGCAAAGUAUGUUGACCAUGCAAUGAUGGAGUGGAAAGGAUAUGAACGUGAACUCACCAGUACUCUGGGAUCGCUAAAGAGCAUUGACUUGUCAAGCAACAACUUAACAUGA